AAGCUAGGGUUAGGGUUUUGAGGUAGAUAGUGAGAGAGAGAUGGCGAAGUUCAACGUGGUACAGAAGAGGAGGAGAGCCGAGAAGGCACAGAGAAAGCGAGCGAUUCACGGCGAUCCGGUCAGUGCCAAGCUCAAGAACAAGCCGCAGCCGCUCUCCCUCUCCGGCAAGCGCAAGCGCAAGCUCUUCAAGAGAUGGCGCCGAGAGCAGAAGGAGGCUUUGGAGAAGGGUAUUGUGAGUAUGGAGGAUGUGGAGAUGGCUGUUUCCCAAGGAACAUCUGAAGAAACCGACAAAAACUCAACAAAAUUUCACUUGAAGAAGAGUGUGAAGCUCAAACAUUUGAAACGCAAAGGCAGCAGAGGUAAGAACAAAAUCAAACCUUCCAAACAAGCUGCAGCUGAAGUUCCAGUGGAGGACGCCAUGAUAGAGUAAAUGGUUGGAAGAUGGACUGUGUUUUGUUCUGUAAAAUUUGAUCUAGGUAAGGUAAGUAGGAAAUCACUUCAAAGAUACUCCAUUCUCAUUUUGCUUGUCCAAUGUAAUGUUUUUCUUUUGUCUCUCUUCUCAAUGAUGAUGCACCCUUCAAUCUAUGGGAAAGUUAAUGAAUUCCACUGGUCGAGUCCAGCUA
This is a messenger RNA of Vitis riparia (riverbank grape), 623 nucleotides long. RefSeq lists its product as uncharacterized. Lineage: Eukaryota; Viridiplantae; Streptophyta; Magnoliopsida; Vitales; Vitaceae. The record is from RefSeq and is a predicted model, not a curated record. The transcript has 4 exons. The coding region runs from base 41 to 430 and encodes 129 amino acids.